Molecule: messenger RNA, 1798 nt
Organism: Cornus florida
Lineage: Eukaryota; Viridiplantae; Streptophyta; Magnoliopsida; Cornales; Cornaceae
Product: mitogen-activated protein kinase kinase kinase 20-like
Exons: 1
Coding region: 201-1433 (410 amino acids)
Biological process (GO): protein phosphorylation
Molecular function (GO): protein kinase activity; ATP binding
Source: RefSeq, a predicted model, not a curated record
AUAUGAGAAAUUGCAAGAAAACAAAACCCUUCUCUCUUGCUUGCUUAAACCCUAAUAAUUGAUUGUGGGUCGUUUUUUGUCCUCCAAAAACUUAGCCCUCGCUAUUUACAUAAUCGUGUACGACUAACCCUAAUUUCAAGAAGCAUUUGCAUAUUCGUGAAACAUAUAUUGUUAAUAGAAGCAAGGAAUGUGAAGAAAAGAUGAAGAGAAAGCAAGAAGAUGAGGUUCCAUGCAAGGUUGAGCAGAAGAGUGUGUGUAAACUUGGAGAUGGAGCGGCAUGGUUGAGGGGUGCAAUGAUCGGGAAAGGAAGUUUUGGGUCAGUUUAUUUCGCGGAUUCGAAGAAACCCAGGUUGCGACAUAGCUAUUUGCCUUCCGUUAUUGCUGUGAAAUCUGCUGAGGUCUCUGUUUCAGGUUCAAUCCAGAAGGAGAGAGAGGUUUUGAGUAACAUCCAAUGGUGCCCCUAUAUUAUUCAAUGUUUUGGGGAUGAGAUCACUACGAGUGAGAAUGGUCAGAUGGUGUAUAAUUUGUUGUUGGAGUAUGGUUGUGGAGGAACCCUAGGUGGUUUGAUUAAGAAAUCUAACGGUUUUGGGUUGCCUGAAUCCGAUGUUAGGUGCUAUACGAGGUCAAUUCUUCGAGGCCUUAAUCACAUUCACAAGUGUGGCUAUGUGCACCGUGAUAUAAAGCCUGAGAACAUAAUACUUCUGCCUAUUACUACAGGUGCUGUUACCAAAUUUAAGGCGAAGAUUGGUGAUUUCGGGUUGGCGAAGAGGAUGGAAAAGUUUGAUCCUUAUUUGAGAGGCACUCCUCUAUAUUUGUCGCCCGAAGCUGUGGUUGAUAACAUACAAGAGCCUCCCUCUGAUAUUUGGGCUCUUGGCUGUAUUGUGCUUGAGAUGCUAACAGGGAAGCCGCCUUGGGAUAUGAAAGAAGAUCAGGAUGCCGAGAGCCUUCUACGUCAGAUUGGUAAAGGGUGUACAUUGCCUACAAUUCCAAGCAAGAUAUCAAAAGAGGGGAGGGAUUUCUUGAAGGGUUGUUUUGUGAGGACGGCCAAGUUUAGAUUGACAGCUGAAAUGCUACUGAACCACCCAUUCAUAGGAGGAUUAGUUGAUGAUGACGGAGAAGUUGAACAAGAGGACGAGGUCUUUAAUGCGGACUUGUCAUUUACGCUCUCUGAUAAUGAUGACGAGUUCAGUUCUUACAGCUUCUCGGAUGAUUGUAGCUUCAUAUCUGAAGGAGACUCCUCCUAUUCUUCGUCAGAAGAAGAUGUCGAGGAGAUGGAUAAUGAAUUGGUUUCUAGUUUUGCUGAAGAAGAAGCAUCAGAAGUUCAAGAAAGGGUGGACAUUACAAAGUCUAGCAAUGCUUCUGAACUUGACCAGGUUUCAUCAAACAAAAUGCAGCAGUGUCCAAUUGCUUUUGCCAUUCCUGCUGGACUAUAGCACUUAUUGUCUCGGUACAUUUAGUCAUUCUUUAAAAGUAUAUUUAGAGGUCAUUUUACAAAGAGCUUUCUUACUGUACAUAUGACAUUACGUCUUCACGUGUCAUAUUUGUUAAAAGUUUAGGAAUUAUGAUUCUUUUCAAUAGGUUAUAAACACAGCAUUUAAGUAUGUUAUAAUUGUAUUUCUUGGGCACUUUCAUCAGCUCAACCCUUUGUAUUUGACAACGAGAUUCUUAAAUCUAAUGACUUUGAGGUACUCGAUUAAGAAACCUGUUAUUGUGAUAUUGUUUAACACCAUAAUAACAUUUGUAUAUAAUGAGAAGCAAUAUAAUUAAUUUCAUGAUCUGUUUGUAAGAUACUUCUAAA